AUGGGACACAUCAUAGGCAUAAGAACAAUUACAGCUUGUGGACGUGUAUUGAUCGCUCUCAAUCGAUUUACAUCAGUGUACUCCCCACUACGCCAAGAGCAGAUAUGGACCACACCGAAAAUUCUUAUUCUCAUCCUCUCCUUAUGGUCACUAUCUGCUUUGAUUUCAACUGCCGCUGUCGUCGCGUAUGCUGACUCGAUCACAUUCAUUUGGAUAAAAAACAACAGCAUACUGCAGAUUGUUGUCGGGGAGUUUGGUAAUUACACCUCCCGCCAAAGCCUCGCUGUUAAUGCUGUCACAGUCACUAUUAGCAUAAUCUCGUAUACCUACUGCCAUGUAAAGAUCAAAAAGCUAGAACAACGACAAGCGCACGUUGAAGGAAGACUACUUUUAUGUGCGUUGGCUUCCACUAUCCCUAGUCUUGGUGAGGUGCUUCGCUCAAUGACCACACUACUUACUGAAGACCAGAAUAUAUAUGUUUUGAUCGCAGAGAUUUGGUUCUAUGAGACAGAAAUAACAAUGACUCUUCCUCUAUGGGUACAAUUGAUAGUUAACGAAAACAUACGCGAGCGAAUGAUUCGAAGAGUCCGUGAAGGGCACUACUCCAACACAGCUUUAUCAAACGCCAAAACUUGUUUUUAA
Messenger RNA from Cylicocyclus nassatus, 642 nucleotides. Lineage: Eukaryota; Metazoa; Nematoda; Chromadorea; Rhabditida; Strongylidae. The record is from the annotation of a GenBank genome assembly.